UGAAACCAAACCAUCGUGUAAAUGUCUUUGACUGGGAAGAGCCUAUCCCGAUUUAAACUUAACGGGCACGUCAUAGAUGGCUUUAAUCGUGUGAAUCUUCUUAAAGCUGACCCUCCACACUAAUGACGAUGAUGGGCCACCCAGAAGAAGAGGCACCGUGGCCACUGGGGAAGAAGAGCCGAGGGGAAAAGCGUGUGACCUUUCCUCCAGAUGAGGAGAUGGUGUUGGCCUUCUCAGAGAACAGGAAACCGGGACAGGCCGGUAACAGUCUAACCUUGACAGAAAUCAUUUUGGCCUACAAGCAGAGCUGCAUCAAGCAUGAGGUGAAACCCAAUCCAAAGACACUGGACCAAAUACAGAAAAUUACCUCUCUGAAUAAUAGAGCCAAGUGUCUUGAUCUGAAGGGUAUUCAUUUAGAUUACGGUUCCUGUGAAUCUCUUGAAGAGAUUCUGAAAUCUGUCCAAUUUAAUCUGAUCAACCUGCAGGGGGCAGAGCUGGACGAAAAUGGAGCGACAUCACUGAUGGAUAUGAUUUUGUACUACAAAUCCGCCACACACCUGGACGUUUCCUCCAACACAAGUAUGGGAGUCUCUGGCUGGCAGGCCCUCUCCUAUUUGCUGAAACAGGUGGAGAACAGACAGCUGAGCCAUGGAAAUGUGCUUUGGUUUUAG
Molecule: messenger RNA, 671 nt
Organism: Electrophorus electricus (electric eel)
Lineage: Eukaryota; Metazoa; Chordata; Actinopteri; Gymnotiformes; Gymnotidae
Source: RefSeq, a predicted model, not a curated record